AUGAUACACGCUGCAAGCAACCCUACAGAAACCUCUGCUAGAUACGAUGGCUACAAUACGGGCAUGAAAGACUUGGGUCGACCCGAUCUGAAAGAGAAGUCAGCUCAGCCCAGCUUCAACAUCGUCGAGACCCCUAUGCGAUCUGCAACAACAUUUUUUGUUCCGCCGCAGCAACAGCGCGACCGAAGAUGGUGGCAAAGAAUCGGCCGCCCUGGAAUACUUAUCCUUACCGUUGGUACGGGUGCCAUUCUCUUUUGUACCGCACUCCUUGUCUUUCUCUGGGACGGCGCCGAAAGAGCAAGGAGCGGCCAUCAUCGGGCUCAAUUUUGGGACGACAUCGUUUUUGGUGGCUGGACAACACAGCUUGUUACUAUCUGUUCUGCUGGCAUUCGAGUGUCGAUAGGUUUUCAGAUUGGUCUUGCUGCUGCAGCAAUGGCAGCUGUUAUCCUCGAGACCUCAGGUAGUCGUUUCUGCGAUACGGCGAUGCUAUCUAUCCAGAGAGCGUCGAGCUCCAGCGCCGGCCCGUUGGAUCUUCUUCCUACAGCUUGGCGACACUGUCUUGCAGGGCGCAUCUCCGGAUUUCUUUAUCUCCCUGUCCUUGCCUUAACGGUCGCUAUCGCGUUGAUCUCAAUUCUCACUUCGACUAUACUUCUCUUCGACCUCGAUGAAGGCCAGAUCUCGGCUCCUAUUACAACCUCUAUCAAAGCUAUUGGUUUUGACACCGCAGAUAGCUCUCCUUAUAGCAGUAUCGCUUAUUGGAGAUCUAGACCUCUAGCUCAUUGGCGGUUUGCUGAGCAUCGUCCUGCUGAGAUGAAGACACCACUUCGCACAGACAACGCUGCGGAUACAGGAGAUAUCUACCGGGCCAUACUUCCAUAUGAUAAAGCAUCAGACAGAACCACUCUCGAGUAUUAUCACGGUCCUUCUGUCGUUAUCAACCAGCGAACUGCUUGUUUCCCACCAACCUUCAUCAAUGCUUCAAUUCAAUGGGACGCGGGUGAGAGGAAAGGGGUCAGUGGUUUAUAUCUCAAUGCAACAUUUGUAGUCGAGAACCAGACUGACUUCCUUGGCAAAGAACUGAGCAAACCUGUACAGAUAUACUGCAGAUUACACAACCUGUGGAAUAGCACACAAACAGCCGUGCAAUCGCCAACGGCUCUAUGCAAUGAGUUUGCGAUGGUGGAGGUGUCCUCGAAAAAUGUCACGAUGAAUCCGCUAUCUGGUUGGUCGUAUGGCUUCAGACAUGUUACCCUUGUGACCUCUGGCGAAGUGCUGAAUGGGCGUGCCGAGACAGGCAUGGGUGCUGCGAUCCCCCCUGACCUUCAAAAGCAGUUGGACAACCUGACAUAUCGGACAGACGGGCCUUGGACAUUGGCUUACACAGCUGAUGGGGCUGAAGUGUUAAACACCACCGUGUGCUACGUCAGCCAGAACCUACCUCAUAAGUUCAAUGUCACUAUGACGGGGAAAGCUAUCUCUUCGGAGCCUAGGUUUUUGACAGAAUUGUCAAGCCUUACCCUUCUAAGGAACGAGACAGGUGUUCUCAGACAACUUGGCGUUGGCAUCUCUCCGGACAAUUCGACGGGUCGCGGUACCUUGGAUCUCGAAGUCCACUCAGGGCCAGGCCUUUGGAUGGAGCUGGAUGGAAAAGCAUCCAUACAGUCUGCGUACUUCGAGCUUUGGGUCACACUGGUUGAAUACUCCACUCUCGGUGGCUGGAGCCUUGCAGGCGAAUUUGAUGAUACGUAUAAUGACAUUACCACUACGGUCAUUUGGGCGACACACCCAGAGCAUGCAGCUAUGUUCCAGAGAAUCUUCCAUGAGACAAGGAACCCAGCCCAAGCCUUGCAAGCAAUUAUGUUCCGCGUUUAUCAAAUGUUGUACUAUGACUGGCUCCCUGUCUUUGAACCUACACACGAGGUCACAACGAUCAACGCCCAGAAUCGCGUCGUUCCGCAGCAAUGGACUGGUCUCAUUGUUACCAUAGCCAUCAUUGGUAUGCACUUUGUACUGACGGCUCUCACCUUGGUACUCUUCGCAAAGCGCACUGAAUCUUCCCUCUUGGGUAACGCUUGGCAGGCAGUUUCGCAGCUGGUAUCUUCCGAGACGCAGGACAUAAUUCGAGCAGCUGGCAGCGAAGGCAUGAAAGAUAGACAGGUCGAGGUAUUGGCGAAGUCAGCGGGCAGAGACAAAGAGGCAUAUGCUUUGGCAAGUAGUGUUGAUAAUGGUAGGACUGAGUUGCGUGUGCGUUAG
Messenger RNA from Fusarium mangiferae, 2253 nucleotides. RefSeq lists its product as uncharacterized. The transcript has a single exon. The coding region runs from base 1 to 2253 and encodes 750 amino acids. NCBI's taxonomy places the organism in Eukaryota, Fungi, Ascomycota, Sordariomycetes, Hypocreales, Nectriaceae. The record is from RefSeq and is a predicted model, not a curated record.